Messenger RNA from Oryzias latipes (Japanese medaka), 2352 nucleotides. The record is from RefSeq and is a predicted model, not a curated record. NCBI's taxonomy places the organism in Eukaryota, Metazoa, Chordata, Actinopteri, Beloniformes, Adrianichthyidae.
AUGGCGCCUCUGUCAGUCACCUUCCCCCCUCCCUUUCCUGCUCGGCUCUGGACGCGACCAGCUGGUUCCAAUCAUCACCUCGUUAAGCCGCCUACUUCAGGAGAUCCAGGACCUGACGUCAACGCCAGAAUCAUCCUCACGAGUGUGCUCCUCGGGCUGCAGUUCUCCAGUCCCCCUCGACGUCUUCCCUUCGGAUCCAGCAAGCUGCAGUCUCGAGCUCCGUCUGCCUCCACCCUCCAGUCAGCCGCCACGCAGCAACAAAGACUUGUCUCAGCUCAAACUGCUGCUUACGGCAACAACCCGACUUCCGCUGACGCCAUUACCCCCGAAAACUUCCGCCUGCAGCCGGAACCAUUCAGCGGCGAUGUUGCAGCCUGCGGAGGAUUCCUCCUACAGUGUGGUAAACAACUUUUUCGCAUCACGUCUCGUACCAAACCGGCCCUCAUUCUCACCUCCGGCAACCAUAGAGAAUACCACCAGUUUUUUAUCACACAAUGCCCUCAGACCCCCAUCAUCCUGGGUUUCUCCUGGCUCCAAACUCAUAAUCCACGCAUCGAUUGGGCCGUUCCUCGCAUCACCAACUGGAGUACUUAUUGCAUGGCAAACUGUCUUCAUUCCGCCAUUCCCUCCUCUAUUUCCAUCACCUCGGAGUCCGAAAUGAAUACCGACCUGUCCAACGUUCCUUCCUGCUAUCACGACCUCAGAACUGUUUUUUGUAAAUCCAAAGCCAGUACACUAUCACCCCAUAGACCAUAUGACUGUGCCACAGAACUGCUCAACGGCGCCCCACUCCCUAAAGGAAGACUGUUCAAUCUUUCCGGUCCUGAAAAGGAGGCCAUGGAAAACUACAUUCAGGAGGCCCUUUCUCUCCACCACAUCCGUCCCUCUACAUCUCCAGUCGGUGCAGGAUCUUUCUUCGUGCAGAAAAAGGACAAAACCCUGAGACCCUGCAUCGACUACCGUAAUCUCACCUGGGAGAUCGAGAACAAAGUCCAACAAGCCCAAGGUGAGAUACCUGAUCAUGCUACCUGUCCUCCUGGAACUUUGUAUGUACCCGACUCUCUGAGAUCUGAGGUGUUGACGUGGGGGCACGCCUCUAAGAUUGCCUGUCAUGGGGGAGUUCGUAGAACCACCAACCUGCUACGUCGACGGUUUUUCUGGCCUUCCUUGGAGAAAGACGUCCGUGAGUACGUGGCAGCUUGCUCAGUUUGUGCUCGCUCUAAGAACUCUAAUUCACCCCCCUCCGGACAUCUGUUGCCUCUGCCCACACCUAGUCGCCCUUGGUCACACAUUGCGCUAGAUUUUGUUACCGGUCUGCCUCCGUCCCAAGGGCACACUGUAAUUCUAACGGUCAUUGAUCGCUUUUCCAAGGCUGUCCAUUUCAUUCCACUAGCACAACUCCCCUCUGCCUCCGAAACUGCGGAUAUCCUGGUCCAUCAUGUGUUUCGUUACCAUGGAAUUCCUAGUGAUAUCGUGUCUGACCGCGGACCCCAAUUCACGUCUCAAGUUUGGAGGUCGUUCUGCUCCGCCCUCGGGGCCACGGUCAGUCUUAGUUCUGGCUACCAUCCGCGGUCCAACGGGCAAGCUGAGAGGGCAAACCAAGAGUUGGAAGCAGCUCUUCGAUGCUUGGUGGCGCAAAAUGAAGCAGACUGGUCCAAAUACCUUAUCUGGGUGGAGUAUGCUCACAACACUCACUCCUCUACCGCUACUGGCAUGUCCCCCUUUGAAGCCUCCUUAGGGUUCUCACCCCCUCUGUUUCCCUCUCAGGAACUCGAUCUGGCACAGUGCCCUCGGUCCAGCUCCAUCUUCAACGGUGUCAGGACAUUUGGCGGCAGGGUGGUGGGACCCGUCUAUCUACCGGGGCAGAAGGUGUGGCUGUCAUCCCGCAAUAUUCCUGUUCAGGCGUCCUCUCGUAAGCUGGCACCCAGAUACAUCAGCCCUUACGAGAUCGACCACAUCAUCAACCCCUCCUGCGUCCGGCUGCGCCUACCUGCUGCUUUGAAGGUACAUCCCGCAUUCCAUAUUUCUCAAAUCAAGCCUGUCCACGAAAGCCCGUUGUGCCCACCGUCCGCUUCCCCUCUGCCCGCCCGUAUCAUUGACGGCGCGCCGGCCUUCACCGUCAGCCGGGUGUUGAACGUCCGGCGCCGGGGUCGGGGUUUCCAGUUUCUCGUGGACUGGGAGGGAAUCAUCCUCACGAGUGUGCUCCUCGGGCUGCAGUUCUCCAGUCCCCCUCGACGUCUUCCCUUCGGAUCCAGCAAGCCCUCAGUCUCGAGCUCCGUCUGCCUCCACCCUCCAGUCAGCCGCCACGCAGCAACAAAGACUUGGUCACAGACUCUCCUACAGAGAAAUUAA